Messenger RNA from Closterium sp. Naga37s-1, 408 nucleotides. The record is from the annotation of a GenBank genome assembly. Lineage: Eukaryota; Viridiplantae; Streptophyta; Zygnematophyceae; Desmidiales; Closteriaceae.
AUGCCUAAUGUCCCUACCUCGGUCCCCACCCCACCUCCUCCUACAGUGCACCCUCGUGUGGUCCCUCCUACCGCGCCUCAUCCAUCCUCACCCCCCUUGGCUACCCCUCCUCCUCCUGUUAUUCCCUCUCCCCUUCUACCCUCCAUCCCUCCUGCGCCUGCCCCACCCUCCUCUUCGUCUUCCACGGCACCGCCCGUUGGACGAGUGCGGUAUGGAUGGAGUGCAGCAGAGUGGGGGGCAGGAGAUCGGGGAGCAGCAAAUAGGGGAGCAGCAGACAGGGGAGCAGCAGAUAGGGGAGGAGCAGAUUGGGGAGUAGCAGAUAGUGGACCAACACCAAAGGGAGCAGCAGAUAGGGGAGCCGCAGACAGGGGAGCCGGAGACAGGGGAGCAGGAGAUGUGGGGAAUUAG